GGCGCCCCCAUUUCUUGAUUAAAAUCAUUAAUAAAACUAUUUAAGAAGCAUUUUAGUUAAUUUAAGAAUAUUAAAAUGACCCAAACUCCGCUACAGCCAAACUACAUGAAAGUUUUCAUUCAAAGAGAUUACACAGAAGGAACUUCCGUUCAAUUUCAAACACGAUUUCCAACCGAGCUUGAAUCAAGAAUCGAUCGCGUAUCAUUUGAACGGACUAUAAAAAAAGUAAAUGAGUAUUUCAUCGAAGCUGAGAAAGGAAAUUGCAGUACUUUCUGUGAAGGAUUUUGUGCAUGUUUUUCUGCUUAUUUAAUUUAUUUAUUCACUGAGACACACUAUGAGAAGUGUCUUCGAAAAGUAUCGGCUUACAUUGCUAUGCAAAAUGAACUAGUUUACAACCCAGCUGGAUUAAACAUCACAGAUCCAGUACUUAGAGGUCUACGAGUUAUUGAAAUUUCCAUUGAUCGACCUCUUAACCGUACUUGACCAUUUUCACAUUCAACUGAAGAGUUUUUUAUGUAAAAAUAUGUUUAUUCUUAAUUUUAUUUGUCGUUUGUCGUAACAAAGGAAGUAUCUGUUCACCUACGCAACAUACACACAGAUGAUGAUUGACAAGUGAUAAGAUUUGAUAUCAAAACAAAACAAAAAAUAAUUAUAUUCAUGACGAAGCAAGAAAUAUUCAAGACAUUCAACAAAACACUUCCAAAAAAAGGAGAAUUAAAGUUGAUAUGGCAAUUUUCUCUUUGAUAAUUUGAUAUCUAAGCAAAAUUAUGAAAAUAUCAAAUUUCUAAUUAGAAGAAGCUUUUCAUGUCAACUUUAGUUUAGGACGAAAUUCCUAAUUAAUUUAUGUUCUUUUGUCUCAGUUGAUAUUUCUAUCUUUGUUUGAAUUACGCUAGUGAUAAUUUAAUUUUUUUAUGUCAAAUAUAUUAAUGAAAGAUUUUUAGAUUUACGUGAGUAUCGUCAUUGUUUCCUUGAAUAUUAUUUUACAUAAAUGUCUGGCUGGUUAAGUCACUUUUCAAAGAAGUUUAAUAACAUUCUUUUUAAAAAUAGAUCAUCUUUUAUUACUUAAGUUUGAUGAAAAACUGAAAUUUACCCUGAAUAAAAAAUUUAAUUAAUUAGUUCCAAACCAUUAAAAGA
Clunio marinus is the source of this 1134-nucleotide messenger RNA. The record is from the annotation of a GenBank genome assembly. Lineage: Eukaryota; Metazoa; Arthropoda; Insecta; Diptera; Chironomidae.